Camarhynchus parvulus is the source of this 488-nucleotide messenger RNA. It is a transcript of the gene PLAC9, whose product is annotated as placenta associated 9. The transcript has 3 exons. The coding region runs from base 22 to 330 and encodes 102 amino acids. Lineage: Eukaryota; Metazoa; Chordata; Aves; Passeriformes; Thraupidae. The record is from RefSeq and is a predicted model, not a curated record.
CAGCCCGGGCAGGCUGGAACCAUGCUUUUCCUCUGGGCACUGGCGUUUGUUCUAGUCCUGCACGAGCAAGACCCUUUAGCUGCUGCUGAUCCUGUCACUAUGGCACCUGGAAGUUUGGAAAGAGGAACCUGGUGUAAUGAACACAUGCUCCACGAACGCUUAGAUAUUAUUGAAGAGAAGGUAAUAAAAACAGUGGAGCACCUAGAAUCAGAAGUCAAAUCGCUCCUCAACAUCAUCAGUGAGACAACACUGAACAUCCCCACCGUUCCAGGAACUCCACUUAUAGACGUUUUUGAUGGUCAGUAUCUCGUCAGGUAUAACCUAAAUUGAAAAAGGGGUUACAUAUGUUAUUAUUAAAUAUGCCAUAUUUUCUCUCUAAAGAUGUGAACUAAUUCAGCUCAGAGUAGGUAAGGCCUUAGAACUGGGGGCCUCAGGAUCCCAACUGCAGGUCCAGUUUGGAAAAUCAGAUUUCAACAACCUCUAAGGAG